GUUCGCCUCUAGCCUUUCAAAUCCGCUAGCCUUGUCAGAGGAAUCUCCCAGCCAGGAGAUUGCGAUACAUCUGUCACUUCGACCGCAAUCAUUGGCUGGGUCGGGUCUAUCUCGCGAGACUUCCCGUGACUCCGUGCUAUAGCGAGCGUAAGUCUUGGAAGCCUAAUCUAUGCAUCUAGGCGGAGUCACUGCUUCGACUGGGAUUCGUCGACGAUCAUAGUGAUCUCUGGCAGUCAUACGAGCAUGCUUAUAUUUGGAUCGAAGCGACCAUCUGCUUGAUCUGGCCGAAUCACGUUAUCGCUACUCCCGCCGUCAGCGCAAUCUGAUUUCAAAUCAUCAAGGCUCCCAAACCUCAUCUGUGACACGGCAAUCACGUGUGAAGCUCAUGGUAAUUUCUUCCUUGUCGAUACAUGUCAAGUGUUUCGUGCGGCAAGCCUGCCAGACCUUUUCAUGGCUUCUCGGCUUCCCGCCGAACUUCUGUCGACCAUACUCCAACAAGUCCACCGCAACUCGCGAGACAGCCUUCUUACGUGCAUGCAAUGCAACAGCCAGUUUUUCGAGAUAGGAUUCGACAUUCUGUACCGAAAUGUCAGCCUAAGACUGAAGGACGCGGUGCGGUUCGAGAAGGCUGUAAAGCGUUACAUGGUGCGCAAUGACGACUCCUCGUGGCAUUUCCCAUUCACCCGCUGCUUUCGCAUAGUCAUUCCUGGCGACGGUCGGGACUACGGUUACGGUGCUGCGAGAUCUCGUGUCUUCUCUGUCACUGAAUCGUCGGGAGUGGACGUUAUUGCCAAAAAAGGAAUCGAUGCUCUGAAGCGGGUGUUGCGCGGCUUUUCUAAGAUGCGGACGUUCUCUAUUGUGUCGUACAAUGGCCAUCGACUCAACACGUGGGACCCUCAAGGACUCGGUAUUCCACCAGGCGCUGCUAUACUUUCAGCCAGCAGCACCCGGGCGCGAGGCCCUAGCAUCAACUUGCUUGCAGAUCUAGUCUACUGUCUACCUGAUAGUGUUCGGGAUCUUUCAAUUGAUCUUUCCGAGCUAUCGCGAUACGACCCACUGUCAUCGUGCGUUUUGUGCCCCGCGAUCAACAAGAUCGCACCUCAACUUGAACAUUUGAAUCUCCACUUGCGGACAUAUUGCAAUCAGCUACUGGUCCGAAACAUCGCCGACGCACCGACGUACUCAUCGUUACAGAGUGUUAUAAUUCGCAUACACGGCUUCAGCGCACGCCUCUGUUGUAAAUACUCCUCCUCCUCUGGCAUUCUCAACCUCGACAUGUUCACGCGUAACAUCAGCACACUCAUCCAAAAUCAGCAUCUUCCCCAAGUCAAGCAAUUCAUUCUGAUCUCCAAACGACGUCCCAUCGGUGUGCGCCAGCAUUCUGACGUAAAGUGGACAAUUUAUGUCCGUGAACUGGUCUCCAAUCAGACCGCGGCAAUACCUCGCAUAUUUAUUGACUCUAGGACGCCUGAGCCGGGCAACACGUUCACCGUGUCGGCACGAACAAUGGUGCGCCUCCCUUCAAACUGUACCUUUAUCGACGACAAGUACUGGGACAAAGAAUACGUAGGCAAGUCCGGCAGCAUCCGCCGCUUCGUCGAGGGUCGCGCUGGCUGGGUCUCCUUUGCGCAGGGCCCGCACAUCCCCGGGCUGCGCAAGGCGGAGAUCAGAGCGACCUUAGAUGAGGGCUAUGAUGUACGCGCUCCGCAACCGAGGCUGGCAAGCGAGUUCCGAGCAAAGGAAGACAAGACGUGCAAGCUUUGGAUGGAUGAGGAUGCUGCAGGCAUCAAGCUGCUAGAACCGGCGGUGUGGAGUGGAGUACUGGACAAUCGGGUCUUGCAACGUGCCGAUAGUCCACUUUGACUCACCAGCUCACAUCAGAUCGGCUCGAGCUGGAGACUUAGUAAACCAUAAAGAUUGACUUUCCACAGACCAAUGACAUUACUUUCCGCUUACGGUAGUCUCGUCAUCUACGGAUGGUUGCAAUCAAGAGGCUUUGAUUCAAAACUCUCCAGAUAGCCAAGAUGCGCUGUGUAUAUUAAUGUGCAUUUUUGAGUACAGCUUUUGCUCGCAAGAGCUGCCUUACAAGCAAAUACUAUCUCUCAAGGGAAGUUGAGCGAUUCAAUAAGUUGAACCAUUUGAUUCAAAGUGUGGGUAUGGAUCUCUAGAUGAGGCAUAGAAGCAUGGGGUGGAUUUCGAGUCAAGCUACUGUGAUCACCGCAUGAGUCAGUCAGCUUUGUCAUUAUCACAUGGCGAUACAAACCUUCUCGGGUUUCUGUUGAGCAGUUGUUCGCAACAUUCUGCUGAAAGAGGCGGCAAAUCCUCACUCAAUGCCGGCUUCCUAGAGCCACUAGAGACUCCAAAAAAAUCCAAUUCCGAGUUUGUCGAGCUGAUCCGUAAUAUUCCUCUAUGCUCAUCUCUUAC
Messenger RNA from Verruconis gallopava, 2424 nucleotides. RefSeq lists its product as uncharacterized. The coding region runs from base 451 to 1863 and encodes 470 amino acids. The record is from RefSeq and is a predicted model, not a curated record. Lineage: Eukaryota; Fungi; Ascomycota; Dothideomycetes; Venturiales; Sympoventuriaceae. The transcript is spliced from 2 exons.